UUUUUACAGCAUAUAGCACAACUUGAAUCACCAAGUUGUUACUGCCAUAUAUCCAUGUGUUUCCUAAUUUGUCCUCAUCUGGUGGGCUACAAUAACAAUUGCUUGCAAUGAGCUGAUUUUGCUAUUGCUAAUGUCUAAACGAAUCAACUUUAUCCCACAUCUUAACGUUCAUUCAUACCGUGUAAAACUAAGAACUGAUUAUGGACCCUCCAAACAAGUGGAUUUAAGCAAAAGCUAGAACAGAAUAUCAUUCAGAAAAGCGCAUCACAACUUCACUAAUUUCUAUGUUUAUUGCAUCGAACAGUUUCUCAAGAACUAAUAAGUACUUAAAGACUUGGUGGUGUCACUUUCAUCCGCAUAUGAGAAAAUAGCCCUGAAAUCCUAGCUAUAUUGCUCGAAAGUCAUCGACAUAAGCUCUCUUCCUAAUGUGAACAAAGUGUAAGUAUUUGACAGCAUGUUGUAUGCAACUGUAAAUCCAAGCUCUUAUAUGUAUCUGCUGUAACGGGUCAAUAUUGGCGUGCAACUUUUCUAGUCAAAUUCAAACCAAAUCCAGGGUUAGACUGUAUCAGCAUUCUAUACAUUCAGGGCGAGGCAUGCAUAGACAUGCAUGCAUGGAUGUCAUGACCUCGUAUACACACCCGCGAGCGUAUGGAACGCAACGCCCGGCCGGCCAAGGCCGCACCCGCACGCGCGUUGCGGGGGUCUUCUUGCCGGCACGGACGGCCUCGCUCGUUUUUCUCCCGCCCAGCGCUCCCCAGCCUCUCCCUCCUCUCCUCCUGAACUUGAAAGCCCAGCCAGCAAGCGGCGAGCCAUCCGGCCGCGCGCUCCAAGAAACUGAGGGAACGCACGCACGCACGCAAGCAAGGAAGCAGAGUAACAAGAACGUCGUUCAUGGCUCGCCUUGGCACCGCGGCGCUCGUGGCCGUGGCAGCGUGCCUCCUGUACUGCGCGGCGACGCUGCCGCUGGCCUCCGCCGGCGCCACCGCGACGGACCUGGCGGCGCUGCAGACGUCGUCGUCGUGCGACGGGACGCUGGGGCAGUGCGCGGUGGGCGCGGAGGAGGAGCAGGAGGUGGGCGGCGAGGGGGCCCUCCGUCGAGCCCUGGCGCAGCGGCAGCCGACGAACCGGUACAUCAGCUACGCGGCGCUGCGCGCCGACCAGGUGCCGUGCAACCAGCGCGGCAAGUCCUACUACACCAACUGCGCCUCACAGAAGCCCGCUAACCCCUACCGCCGGGGCUGCUCCGCCAUCACCCGCUGCCAACGCAGCACGAACUGAUCCAUCAUAUCCAUGAUCCAUCCACGGUUUCGAGGGAGCGGAUGACGAAGAGGGAUGAUGGGGAAGAGAUCGAUCGAGGGAGUCGAUGCAUGCAUUGACAUGAUUGUGCUUAUGUGUUGAUUAAUUCUGCACGUGAUCCAUGAUCAUCGUGUAAGUAGCUUACCUAGGUCGUUGGCUGUAUUUUACGUGAGUUCAUUCAUGCAUUCGCUUGGUUCGAUUUUAGAUGGUUGAUUCACGGUGGAUUUUUCGGGUUAUUUUUAGGGAAAGGGAUUGUAUUAGUCUGGUCGACGUACUGAAAUAAUAAUUCAGCAAAGGAGUCUGGUCAACUUCUGACUAAUACAUAUGUAUGUUUGGAUCUGUACUGUCCUACUUUUCUUGUUCUGUUUUGGGUUGGUGACUCUGUUUCACUGGAUUGUGUGUCCCAUAUAUGUCCUUAUGGGCAGAUUUGUAGAUUAUGUUU
Molecule: messenger RNA, 1738 nt
Organism: Phragmites australis (common reed)
Lineage: Eukaryota; Viridiplantae; Streptophyta; Magnoliopsida; Poales; Poaceae
Product: protein RALF-like 33
Exons: 1
Coding region: 892-1278 (128 amino acids)
Source: RefSeq, a predicted model, not a curated record